Molecule: messenger RNA, 4917 nt
Organism: Adineta ricciae
Lineage: Eukaryota; Metazoa; Rotifera; Eurotatoria; Adinetida; Adinetidae
Source: the annotation of a GenBank genome assembly
AUGGCAAAGAAUGACAUGCUGAAUAGACUUUAUGGGCAUUUAGUAACAAUAAACGAUUCCAAUCUAUGUAUGAUCUUUUUCCGACGACGUUGCAGAAAAUUCAUACCUACAACUCAUGAACCAUCUCGUUGUUAUUGUGGUCGAUUAGAAUCGGAACAUAAUAAUAGUGCUGAACAUCGAUCAGCGUCGCGUAUUAAACCACCUAAUCGUGCUUUAAAAUCAGUGCCAUCCAAGCUUUUAAUUACUAAUUCUGCUCAUGAUUCAUUUGAGCAUGAGUCCGAGCGAUGGAAUGUCGGUAAGCACACGAUACUUUAUCCAACAAACGCUUAUGGCAUUAUUGAAUUUGAAAAUAUGUUACAUCCGGCGAAAGCACAUUAUUUACGCUUAGCAUACGAUACACAUCCAUCUCAAAUUGUCCAUCUCUUUACCAAACAGUGGCGUUUGCAACUGCCCAAUCUCAUUGUCAGUAUUCAUGGUGGUAUUCAGAAUUUUGAAUUACAGCCUCGUCUUCGUCAAGUGCUCAAACGUGGUCUAUUAAAAGCAGCUAAAACAGCUGGUGCAUGGAUAUUUACAUCUGGCAUUAACACCGGUGUUGUAAAACAUGUUGGUGAUGCACUUUAUAUGCGAUCGAAAAUUCGGUCGAAUAUUGUAGUUGUUGGUAUUGCACCAUGGGGUGUUAUUCAAGGGCGUGAACAAUUAAAAGGAGAAAAUCAAACAAUUUCUUAUCAUUCAGCAGCAGUUGUCACGGAAGAAAAUUGCGCAACGUUAAACAGUUCACAUAGUUGCUUUCUACUAGUUGACAAUGGAACUGUCGGGAAAUAUGGAGGAGAGAUCAUACUUCGUAAACGUUUUGAAAAAUAUCUUUCGCAGCAGAAGAUCUCGUUUCAUGGUCAUGUGGGCAAACAAAAUAUUCCUGUCGUUUGCGUCAUUGUUGAAGGUGGAAGAAACACAAUUCCAACAGUUAUUGAAUAUGUGACAGAAGAGCCACCAGUUCCUGUUGUAGUUAUCGAUGGUAGCGGUCGUGCUGCAGAUCUUAUUGCGUUUGCAUACAAGCAUGCUCAAAGUGAUGGAACAAUGUCAGUUGAUUUGCAAGAACAAUUAUUACAAUCGAUUGAAAAAGUCUUUAAUUACAACCGACGACAAGCAGAGCAUGUCUAUGUUGAAUUGAUUAUCUGCGUCAGCAAACGACAGUAUAUAACUAUAUAUAGAAUGGAUGAUGAUGAUUCGAGUGAACAAGAAGAUGUCGAUCAAGCUAUUCUAAGAACAUUACUCAGAAAUCACAAGGCAAGUGCACUUGAACAAUUUCGUUUGACACUCUCAUGGAAUCGACCUGAUAUCGCUCAAACCUGUUUAUUGACAAAACGCAAUGAACUCACACAAGCUCAAUUAGAUGUUUGUAUGUUCGAAGCCCUUGUUGACAAUCGUGUCGAAUAUGUUAAAUUACUUAUCGAAAACGGUGUGUCAAUCAAAACAUUUCUUACAUUCAAUCGUCUGCAAGCAUUGUACAAUACGUGUGGGUCGAAUAGUACAUUGCAUUUGAUAGCUAAAGAUGUUAUUCGUGGUGUUACGCAUCAUACUCAACAUCGAAUCUAUUCGUUAUAUGAAAUCGGAUUGAUUGUGGAAAAACUUAUAGGUCAAGGUUAUCGUUCAUCGUACACGCGUCGCAUGAUACGUCAUUUAUGUGCACGACAGACUGUUAGUGAACGACAGAAUUUCAAUGUUUAUACAGAUGCCGAGCAGAAAGAACAGCAUUCUCAGAUGAAUGCCAAUCAGGGGGAAGAAGAUGUGAAAAAGAAUUCGAUAUGUGAUGAUCCAACAUUUGGCUUUCCCUAUAAUGAAUUAUUAGUUUUUGCUGUGUUAACUAAACGACACGAAAUGGCGUUGUUCUUCUGGGCACACGGAGAAGAGGCAUUAGCCAAAGCAUUGAUUGGCUGUCGACUGAAUAAAAAUUUAGCACGUGAAGCACAAGACGAUGAACUUGAUACGGAAAUAGCUGACGAAUUUUUAUCCAAUGCAGAAGAUUUUCAACAGCGAGCAUUAGCACUUCUCGAUCAAUGCUACCAAGAAGACGAUGUCAAUGCUACCCAAAUUCUGACUUGCGAAUUAGAAAAUUGGUCCAAUUGGACGUGCCUUGAUCUCUCUGUUACUGCUUAUCUACGAGACUUUGUCGCACAUAAAUGCUGCCAACAAUUAUUAUCAGAUUUAUGGAUUGGUGGAAUGAAUGUUCGCAAAUACUUGAAAUGGAUGGUUCUAUUUGCACUUUUCUUUCCACCUGCACUUCUGCUCAUCGACUUCAAAUCAUCGAAAGAAUUACAACUGAUGCCUCAAACCGAAGAAGAAUACUUUCAGAAUGAAGAAGAUCUGAUCGACAGCGAUAACAACGACGAUGAUUCAAGUGAUGAUAGUUCCGAUGAUUUUCGUUCAUCUUCAUCAGAUGAAUCACCUGAAUUGGUUAUUUCGAUGAAUAACACCGAUCGAGAUGAUGAGCAAACUAAUGAUGAAAUGCAGCAUGAAACAAGUACACUACGACGACGUCGAAAAAGAAGUCGACGAAAAAAACGAAAGAAACAAAAUAGCAGCUCUGCUCAUCCAGACGACCAACCUCCAGCAUCUCCGAUCAAUUUAAAUAGUAUCAACACAAAUCAUCGAUCCGACGACUUAAAUUUACAUACAAUAGAUGAUUUAGUCUCGAAUCAUCACGCAUCAUCAUUAUCAAUGACACCCGCCACAACAAUACCAAUUAACGAACAAGAAGAAAUCAACAAUCCAUCGAAUCUUGACAAUCCAAGACGAUUAGUUCGACGAUGUCUUGCCAAUGCUCAAGUAGCUAUACAUCAUUCCAUAAUCAACCGAUUCUUUGAUUUCACUUCACGUCAUGUACGACGCAUCGUUCGUCGACAUCGUUGGUGGAAGAAAACCGAUUCUGAUACUGAUUCUGGCGAUAGUACUGAUCAGAUACCAUUAACGAAAAAGAUUUAUGAAUUUUACAAUGCACCUGUAACGAAAUUUUUCCAAGACUUAAUUUUCUUUAUGAUAUUUCUGGGAAUGUUUACAUAUGUUAUUUUAAUUAAGACUCCACCGAAACCAUCGGUGUGCGAAUGGAUAUUGAUGUCGUAUUUAACAACAGUGGCUAUGGAUUUAGUGAGAGAGUUGUUAAUGAUGCAUGAGACACGAUGGAAAACUUGGCUAUCGGUCUUUUUUCAUGAUGUUUUACAUCUAUACGAUACAUUCUGUUGUCUAAUGUUUGCUUUUGCAUUCGGAUUAAGAUUAACAUCAACUUUUCGUGUCGUUGGAAGAGUAUUACUAUGUGUUAAUUUAAGUUUUUGGUACCUUCGUAUGUUUCAUUUUUUGGUUGUUUCCAAAGAAGUUGGACCUUAUAUUCAUAUCGCGGCACGAAAUAUUAUUGACUUACUUCGUUUGAUUGUGAUCGUGUUAAUUGUAUUGAUGAGUUUUGGCGUAUCGAGACAAGCGAUCAAGUUCCCAAAUGAAGAAUGGAAAUGGAGUUCGGUGAAAGAAAUUUUUCUCGAACCUUACUUUAUGAUAUACGGCGAAGUGUAUGCAGAAUCAAUCGAUCCGCCUUGCAAUCGAACUGAAAAUCCGGAUAACCCAUCAUGUCAAGCAGGGCAUUUCAUAACACCGAUCACGAUGACCGCUUUCCUUCUUGUUUGUAAUAUACUUCUAUUAUCGAUGUUGAUGGCUCAAUUCACGUCCACAUUUAUGAGAUUGAGUCGAUUGUCUGACCAAGUAUGGAAAUUUCAACGAUAUCAUACGAUUCUUCAAUAUGAACAAAAGCCAUUGUUAGCUCCACCGUUAAUUAUCUUCUCCCACAUAUUUCUUUUCUUUAAAAUCGUCUAUCGUAUCUGUCGUCACCGCAAACGCACUUUUAAUCGUGGUUUGAAACUAUUCUUAAGUGCGAAAGAAAUCGAAAAACUACGUGAUUUCGAAGAAGAAUGUGUUCAUGAAUAUCUUCUGGCGAAAGAAGACAAGGAAAAAAGUACUGUCGAAGAACGAAUGUCUACUACAUCUGACAGGGUAUCUCAUAUGUUAACUCGUGUUGAAACAUUGAAGCGAAAUGGAGCACAGCAAGUCAAUCACUUCCGUAAUUUUGACGAACGUUUACAACGUCUUGAAGAAAUGCAAGCCUCAACAAUACAAUUAUUAAAUGUUCUAGUUCAAAACAUGCAAACAAUGAACAGCGAUCAACAAAUCGUGGGCGAAUCUAUUUCAUCCACAGCCUUCGACAAGAAGGAUAAAGAAGGUAACGACGACGAACUCUUCAAUUUUACGGCUGUAUCAACACCAGAUGAAGUCAUACCAUCUGUUUCGUCAUUACUAUCAUCAUCGGGUGGAAACCGACCAAUGCGUUCAGCAAGUUUCACCGGUCGAAAAGUUACAAAUCCUGUGGCAAUACCAGUUUCUGCUCCACCUCAAAUCGUUGUUGGAACAUACACAAGUCCGUCUGCGUUUGGCCCCACUAAUGAACGUUUAACCGUUGCAGCAACGACACGAAGUGCUUCGUCAUCGUCAGUCAAUGGGCCCGAUGAGACAAGUCAAUCAGCUCUGCAUGCUGCGGAAGAGACAGAAAAUAACAUAUACGGAAAACUGAUCAAGGAACGCUUUCGAAAACUGUCCGAAUUCGUUGAAGACAUUGAACGAACAUUACCAAGCCACCAAGCACGUCAAGAUGAGAAACAUGAUACAACAGAUGAUGAUGAAACCAUAUCAAAUAUGGAUUGGGUGGAUACAACUGCCCGUUCAACAUACAAUAGUAUACGCGCAUCACAAUUUGAUAUCAAUCAAGACGACCAAUCACAAAUACUCGUAACAACUAUUGAAAAUAUUGAAGACAUCGAACAAAAUCUCAUUCCUGAUGUUUUAGUGCAUUCAUCGGUAGAUGAAACUACGAAUCCAGUUUAA